Molecule: messenger RNA, 1255 nt
Organism: Paramecium octaurelia
Lineage: Eukaryota; Ciliophora; Oligohymenophorea; Peniculida; Parameciidae
Source: the annotation of a GenBank genome assembly
AUGGGUUCAGCAUGUAUUAAAAAGCAGCCACAUCCUCAGAGACAACAAUAACAGCGACAAAUCUAAUCUCGAUAAUCAUAAAGCACAAAUUUGUCAUCACAUUAAAACACGCAACGUCGAGCUUCAGAAUCACAAUAACACUAAUAACCCUAAUAACAAACCAACCAGAUACAAAUCAAAGAAAACUCAUCCAAACCACUUAUAAAUAGUGGAGUAAAUGCUAAUCCUUAUUUAGUUUACUUCACCAAGAUCUGAUUUAAACGAUAAGUCAAUGCUUAGCAAGAACGAACUUACUAAAGUUGAACCCUUAAAGCACCGCUUUCUCUAAUAAGAGUCAGACAGCUACCUUUUUAAAAAUAACGACGCCCCAGAUUCAGAUAUAGCCAUAUAAGUCAAAGAACCAGAUAUAACAAACCCAAAAGUAGACAAAGUAUUAAAAUCUCUCCCUCCCUUUCAAUAUGAUCCUGAUUUGAACAAAAAAUUCAAUGAUUGCAUUUCAUUACCACCUCAUGUAAUUAUAUUCACAAUACAAACUAGUAAUUCAUUAGCACUGGGAUUAUAUAUGUUGGGCAAUGGAGAAAUAAAUAAAAACAAGGCAAAGGACGUUAGUAUUGGCCAGAUGGAACUUACUAUGAAGGGUAUUGGUAAAACCAUGGGGCCAAUGGUAAAGGAAGGGUGAUUCGUUCUGAUGGUUCCUAUUAUGUAAUCAUUAAUAAUCCAUUUAUUUCAGGAAGGAGAUUGGCAAGAUGACUUAUAAUGUGGAUUUGGAAAAAAUGUUGAUUCGGAAGGAAAUGUUUAUGAGGGAGAAUGGAAGGAUGAUGAGAAAGAUGGUCAAGGAACAGAAAAAUGGGUAUCUGGAGACACUUAUUCUGGCUAAUAUUAGGGAGGUAUGAAACAUGGUAAAGGAAAAUAUAUUUGGUCCAAUGGAAAUUGCUAUGAAGGAAACUAUCACAAAGACUAGAUCGAUGGAUUUGGCACCUACAAAUGGCCGGAUGGUUAAGUCUAUACUGGAGAAUGGGCUAAGGAUUAAAUGUAUGGGAAAGGCACAUUUAUUUGGGUUAAUGGCAAUAAAUAUGUUGGCGAUUAUAAAGAGGAUAAGAAGGAAGGUUAUGGUGUUUUCUCCUAUGCCGAUGGGAAAACAUAUAAAGGAACUUGGCAUAAUGGAAAGCAACAUGGGAAAGGAGUGUUAAUUGAAGCUGAUGGGAUGGAAAUUGUUGGAGUGUGGGAAAAAGGAAAACUAGUUUAAUAAGAGUGA